Messenger RNA from Hymenoscyphus albidus, 2339 nucleotides. Lineage: Eukaryota; Fungi; Ascomycota; Leotiomycetes; Helotiales; Helotiaceae. The record is from the annotation of a GenBank genome assembly.
UGUUUUUAUGCAGACUUGGCAGGCGCAGGGAAGGAGCGAAAAAUUAAGGUCGUGUUCCCCUGUCACUUCCCUUCCUCUCCCCACUAUCCACAUCCACCUGCUCCUGACCGAUACAUCUCCAGACCGCACCACCUUGCUCGACUCGACUACCAGAAUUUCUGGACCUUUCCUGUUCUCUACCAAAACACCAAAAAUCUUCCCUCUUCACGUCCAAAACAUACAAUAUGCGUGAAGUCAUCAGCAUCAACGGUAAGCACCCCUCUUUACGCGCCACACACCGCUUCAAAACCCCCCUCAACAAAAAUCUGGUGCUAAUCAUUCUGUGCUCUCUAGUCGGCCAGGCCGGUUGCCAAAUUGCAAACUCUUGCUGGGAGGUAAGAUACAUCAACGACGACAUAUCAUAUACUAUACCUGGAAUAUUGGCAUGCUCUUCUGCUUUGAACUCGACUAACUCAAUCUUGUUGAUAGCUCUACUGCCUCGAGCACGGUAUCCAGGUAUGUUUACAGCAUCCAAUAACCCCCCUUAUGGCACUUCUGCCAUCAAAAACAUUUUACUGACGCGUCAAUUCUCAACAGCCUGAUGGAUACUUGACCGAGGAGCGCAAGGCGGCAGACCCUGAUCAGGGAUUCAGCACUUUCUUCUCUGAGACUGGUAAGCAAUUGUAGACUUCCAUAUUUUGCCACAUGCGCAUACUGAUAUAUCUCGGUCAACAGGACAAGGAAAAUACGUUCCCCGAACCAUCUACUGCGAUCUCGAGCCAAAUGUCGUCGACGAAGUCCGUACCGGUACCUACCGAAGUCUGUUCCACCCCGAGCAAAUGAUCACCGGAAAGGAGGAUGCAUCAAACAACUACGCCCGUGGUCACUACACUGUCGGAAAGGAGUUGAUUGAUCAGGUUCUCGACAAGGUCCGCCACGUCGCAGAUAACUGCUCUGGUCUUCAAGGUUUCCUUGUUUUCCACUCCUUUGGUGGUGGAACCGGAUCUGGAUUUGGUGCUCUUUUGAUGGAGCGUUUGUCCGUAGACUUUGGCAAGAAGGUCAAGUUGGAAUUCUGCAUUUACCCAGCACCACAAACCGCUACCUCCGUCGUGGAACCAUACAACUCUAUCCUCACAACCCACACCACCCUCGAACACUCCGAUUGUUCCUUCAUGGUCGACAACGAGGCCAUUUAUGACAUCUGCAGACGUAACCUUGGUCUAGAGAGACCCAACUAUGAGAACUUGAACCGUUUGAUUGCUCAAGGUACUUUGGAUACUCGUAUUCUUCGAGUUUCACGGCUAAUAGAUUUAUAGUCGUCUCUUCCAUUACCGCCUCCCUCCGUUUCGAUGGUUCCCUCAACGUUGAUUUGAAUGAGUUCCAGACUAACUUGGUCCCGUACCCACGUAUCCAUUUCCCUCUUGUUGCAUACGCACCAGUUGUCUCCUCAGCAAAGGCUUCCCACGAGGCCAACUCUGUCCAGGAGAUCUCAAUGUCUUGCUUCGAGCCUAACAACCAGAUGGUCAAGUGUGAUCCACGUACCGGAAAAUACAUGGCCACUUGCUUGUUGUACCGUGGUGAUGUCGUUACCAAGGAUGUUCACGCCGCCGUUGCUACUCUCAAGACCAAGCGAACUAUUCAAUUCGUUGAUUGGUGCCCAACUGGUUUCAAAAUUGGUAUCUGCUUCGAGCCACCUCAAAUGGUUCCUAACGGAGAUUUGGCAAAGGUCAACCGUGCUGUGUAAGUUUUUGCGUACCUUGAUACUCCUCAAACUGUACUAAUACAAUUCUAGCUGCAUGUUGUCCAACACCACCGCUAUCGCCGAGGCCUGGUCCGCUCUUUCUCACAAAUUCGAUCUCAUGUACUCCAAGCGUGCCUUCGUUCACUGGUAUGUUGGUGAGGGUAUGGAGGAAGGAGAAUUCUCCGAGGCCCGUGAGGAUCUUGCUGCUCUUGAGAGAGAUUACGAGGAGGUUGCCACUGACUCCAUGGAGGGUGAGGAUGCUGGUGAGGCAGAGUACUAGAUCAAGAAUGAUUCGGUGCAUGUCCAGAGGUCUCUUGUGAGAUUACAUAUCAGAGGGCUAGAUUUGGACUUGAUUACCCCAGGAUCCAGCACUCGGAGUCACGGAGCUUCAUCAUUGUCAUUCGGGAGUCGUUAGGGCUGUAUUGUCUUUUUCUUUUCUUUUUAACUACUUGUGAGCACCGUGAAGGAUGUUCCUCUUCGAUCAGAAUGGUACGCAAUAAACCUUUGUAAUUCAGGCAGACUGCUCAAUGUCUCAAAAGUCAAAUUUUUGGCUUUGUUUUGGCGUUGUGAUACACCUCUUAUUCUGAUACACACAAAAUUGAAUUCUCUUUAAUACAUC